Molecule: messenger RNA, 1328 nt
Organism: Mollisia scopiformis
Lineage: Eukaryota; Fungi; Ascomycota; Leotiomycetes; Helotiales; Mollisiaceae
Product: DUF803-domain-containing protein
Exons: 7
Coding region: 123-1328 (401 amino acids)
Biological process (GO): magnesium ion transport
Cellular component (GO): membrane
Molecular function (GO): magnesium ion transmembrane transporter activity
Source: RefSeq, a predicted model, not a curated record
AUUCGAUAGGAGGAGUGGUCCUACACUUGUGCGAAGAUGUUAGAAGACAAGUACGUCGGCGCGAUCUGGUGCUGUGGUUUUGGCGCACAUGAGCUGCUGGAAGUCCGAAGGAACAAUGGCUGAUGCAAUGGAACAGAUACAUAGGCCUGGUACUGGCCAUAACCUCCACCAUGGCCAUAGGGACGAGUUUCGUCAUCACGAAGAAGGGACUUAUGGAUGCGGAAGAAAGACACGGGUUCGAGGGAGACGGAUUUACAUAUCUUAAAAGCCCUAUAUGGUGGGCUGGUAUCAUAGCAUUAAUUGUUGGAGAGGUAGCAAAUUUCGCAGCAUACGCCUUUGCUCCAGCUAUUCUGGUGACUCCUCUUGGAGCAUUAAGUGUCCUGAUCGGCGCGGUGCUAGGAUCGUAUUUCCUGAAGGAAGAAUUGGGCACAUUGGGAAAACUUGGUUGCGCGAUAUGCCUAAUAGGAUCAGUCAUAAUUGUGCUCCAUGCACCACCGGACAAGGAAAUAACGACAAUAGACGAAAUCCUACACUAUGCAAUUCAACCGGGCUUCUUGAUUUUCUGUGCAGCCGUGGCAGUCUUUGCGGUUGUGAUGAUCUACCGAGUUGCUCCAAAGUACGGGAAGAAGAAUCCUCUGAUUUUCCUCUCUAUUUGCUCCACAGUCGGCUCUGUUUCCGUCAUGUCAGUGAAGGCGUUCGGAAUUGCUGUAAAGUUGACUCUGGCCGGGAACAACCAAUUUACACAUCCCUCGACUUACGUCUUCAUCAUCUUGACUGGAGUUUGCAUCUUGACACAGAUGAACUAUUUUAACAAAGCAUUGAGCCAAUUCCCAACAUCAAUUGUGAACCCAUUAUACUACGUCACAUUUACUACCGCCACCUUAUGUGCUUCUUUCAUCCUAUACGGCGGAUUCAACACCUCAGAUGCUGUGAAUACGCUAUCACUGCUCAGUGGCUUUCUGGUCAUCUUUACAGGUGUAUAUCUUCUUAAUAUUUCAAGAGGAGAUCCCGAUGGUCGGAGGAUGAUCAAUGGAGCCAACCAUGACGGGAUUGCCACUGACCCCAUUUCGGGGAUUCAGACCAGAAGGAGUAUGCAGGCGAGAAGAAGUUUGGAUCCCCAUCGAAUGAGUAUGGGUAGCAACGGAUUCGGCAGGGGCGGAGACCGAGAAGGUCUUAUUCAUGCCUACGACGAAGAGGAGAACAACGCUGGAUUCGGUCUCACUGAUCUCACGGAAGACAGCGACGACGAUGCACCACCACCGAGUGCAAAGACGCCCAAUGGAAAGAUGAACGGGAACGGCAACGGGAACAAGAGAAGUUUCAAUUAG